UUGGAGAUUGGUCGACUUUGGUUGUAAAGUAACAAAUAUUAAUGAUUAAUUUCUGCCCCCAAAAAGUACCCACACGUCAACGCCACGGCGUCACGAUAUUGGGCGGUUCACUAUACGCGCUUACUUGGAAUGUGAUUUUACAGUUUUCCCUUAAAAAUGUUGACCUUUCUUCCCGACAGCCAAAUCCUGACAGAAAGAGAACAAAUUUGUUUAAAAGAAAAAUUAUAUAUAAAUUCCCAAUAUUCCUUUCUCUUAUUUACGCCUUUUGAGAUUAGCGCUAAGUUCCUUGAAAUUAAUAAUAAUAAUAUUAUUAUUAUCAUUGUUAGAUUGUUUUUGUUUGUUAAUCCGAUAAUGGGGAAGCCGACAGGGAAGAAGAAGAUGCAAGAAGCGGCCUUGAAAGUCGUGGAAGCCAACAGGCAGAACAAAGCCGCCACCGCCGCCGAUCGGACGUCGAAAGCCGUCGAUGAAGACACGGCCAUCUUCAUCAACAUGUCCCAAGAGCUCAAAGAGGAAGGUAACCGUCUCUUCCAGAAACGUGACCACGAGGGUGCGAUGUUAAAGUACGAAAAAGCCCUUAACCUCCUCCCUAGGAACCAUAUUGAUGUCGCCUAUUUACGCAGCAACAUGGCUGCUUGUUACAUGCAAAUGGGUCUCGGCGAGUACCCACGCGCCAUUGCCGAAUGUAAUUUGGCUCUGGAGGUUUCUCCUAGGUAUAGCAAAGCUUUGUUGAAAAGAGCUAGGUGUUAUGAGGCUUUGAAUAGAUUGGAUUUAGCUUAUAGGGAUGUUUAUAAUGUUUUAACUGUUGAACCCAAUAAUUUAUCUGCUUUGGAGCUUUUGGAUAGUGUUAAAAAGGCUAUGGAUGAGAAGGGUGUUACUGUUAAUGAAAAUGAUCUUGGUUUGUUCGAUAAUGAGCCCUCCGGCGGGGCUGCCCGGUUGCGAAAAGUUGUGAAAGAGAGGAAGAAGAAAAACAAAGGAAAAAAUGUUGAGAAGAACGAAAAGGCUGAUAUUACGGUUGCAGAAGAGAAAAAGACAGAGGAUAAGGUGAUUGUGGAGGUGGAGAAGGUUAACGUUGACAAAGUUAAUGAUAAAGAGGUUGUGAAAACAAUUGAGGAAGAGAAGAAGCCUCUUAACGAAGAAAAAGUGAUUACCAAGCCUGUGAAAUUGGUGCUUGGAGAGGAUAUUAGGUGGGCACAAAUGCCUGUGAAUUGUAAUAUUAAGUUUUUGAGGGAUGUUGCUAAAGAUAGGUUCCCCGGAUUGAAGGGUGUCCUUGUGAAAUACAGGGAUCCAGAGGGUGAUUUGGUUACAAUCACCACCACUGAUGAACUUAGGUUGGCCGAAUCAUCUACUGGUGUUGCCGGUGGAUCACUUAGGUUCUAUAUUGCUGAAAUUAAUCCUGACAGGGAACCGGCUUAUGAAGGAAUGAAUAAAGAGGAGGUGAUCAAGAGUGAGGGGAAAUUGAGUAACGGUGUUGAUAAUAAUGAUAAUGCAGGCUGUGGUGUAGGAGCUAUUAAGGGAACAUGUGUGGAGGAUUGGAUUGUCCAGUUUGCGCGGUUGUUCAAGAACUAUGUCGGAUUUGAUUCUGAUUCAUACUUGGAUCUUCAUGAACUCGGGAUGAAACUGUAUUCGGAAGCAAUGGAGGAGACUGUGACAAGUGAAGAUGCACAGGAACUUUUCGAAAUUGCUGCGGAUAAGUUCCAAGAGAUGGCAGCUCUGGCAUUGUUCAAUUGGGGAAAUGUUCAUAUGUCAAGGGCAAGGAAGCAUGUCUAUACAGAUGAUGGUUCAAAGGAAUCCAAAUUCGCUCAGAUUAAGAGUGGAUAUGAGUGGGCGCAGAAAGAAUAUGGAUUGGCAGCAAAGCGGUAUGAGGAAGCAUUAAAUAUUAAACCAGAUUUUCAUGAAGCUCUUCUUGCAUUGGGGCAACAGCAGUUUGAGCAAGCGAAACUUUGUUGGUACCAUGCAGCUGGGAGCAAGUUGGAUUUAGCGGCCGGGCCUUCCCAGGAGGUCCUACAACUUUAUAACAAGGCAGAGGACAGCAUGGAAAAGGGUAUGCAACUGUGGGAGGAAAUGAAGGAGAAACGACUGAACGGGCUCUCCAAAUUCGACAAGUAUAAGGCCCAUCUGCAGAAAAUGGGUUUAGACGGGCUGUUUCAAGAUGUCUCUUCCCAAGAAGCUGCUGAGCAAGCUGCGAGUAUGUGUUCGCAAAUAUACCUUUUGUGGGGAACUUUGCUUUACGAGCGCUCUGUUGUGGAAUACAAGCUUGAGCUGCCAACUUGGGAAGAAUGUUUGGAAGUUUCGAUUGAGAAAUUCGAACUUGCUGGAGCUUCUCCUACAGAUAUAGCUGUUAUGAUAAAGAACCACUGCUCCAAUGUGACUGCAUCGGAAGGUGUAGGAUUCAAGAUUGAUGAGAUUGUACAGGCAUGGAAUGAAAUGUAUGAUGUGAAAAGGUGGCAGAUUGGUGUUCCAUCAUUCAGGCUGGAACCAUUGUUCCGUCGCCGGGCUCCAAAGCUUCAAUCUGCCUUGGAGCAAGUCUGAGUUUUUCAUGAUUGGAUAUUCUUUGGAGGCAUUUGACAAGUACAAGUGCUUCAGUUUUGUUUAAUUCGUUUUUCCAAGAGCAGUCUUGUGUGCUACUAAAAAAAUAGGUCAUUUUCUUGUCCAUGGUCUGAUGCAUUGCUUUGGCAGCAAAGAAGAGAAGUUUGUGAAGUUUUCCACUUUGAUAAAAACUAAAAUUGUGUCAUUCAUUUUGGUUAAUGGUAUUGAUAUAUGAUUUGAUUGGUUGUAAAGACCACCUUGUUUGUUCUUCAUAUAGGUGUGAAUUUCCAUUUGUUUGAUGACCUCACUUGUACCCUUUUUCCUAUUCAAACUUAUAUGUAUAUGAAUAUUAAUAUUAAUAUUAAUAUUUAAUGUUGA
Messenger RNA from Gossypium raimondii (Peruvian cotton), 2904 nucleotides. Its product is annotated as protein PHOX1. Lineage: Eukaryota; Viridiplantae; Streptophyta; Magnoliopsida; Malvales; Malvaceae. The record is from RefSeq and is a predicted model, not a curated record. The transcript is spliced from 3 exons. Bases 157 to 2529 code for a protein of 790 amino acids. Gene Ontology annotation, molecular function: protein binding.